Molecule: messenger RNA, 3087 nt
Organism: Cladophialophora immunda
Lineage: Eukaryota; Fungi; Ascomycota; Eurotiomycetes; Chaetothyriales; Herpotrichiellaceae
Exons: 1
Coding region: 1-3087 (1028 amino acids)
Biological process (GO): endoplasmic reticulum to Golgi vesicle-mediated transport; GPI anchor metabolic process
Cellular component (GO): endoplasmic reticulum
Molecular function (GO): phosphatidylinositol deacylase activity
Source: RefSeq, a predicted model, not a curated record
AUGCUGCUGAAGCCCAAGGAGGAGGCGGGCGACGGCCAGACAGACACUGACGUCCGAGGUCUACGCAAGAUUCGAGCUCAAAGCCCGUGGACAUGGCGGCCUCUUACAAUCAUUACGACUGCCCUCGCUCUCCUAUCGCUCUCUAUCAUCGUUCGCUCGUCCCUCCGGUUGCAAGUCGAUCCUCAGGGAUGCGUCAUGUCGAUGAUGGCCCCAACCUAUAUCAAGCUCUCCGGCUUUGAUACGGAACAUUCGCGCUUUGCAACCAAAUAUUCGCUGUACUUGUAUCGGGAAGAGGGGGUCGACGAAUACACAAGGGAUAACAUUGGGUUGCGAGGCGCUCCGGUGCUUUUCAUUCCGGGGAAUGCUGGGAGUUACAAGCAGGUUCGAUCCCUCUCGUCCGAGUCCUCCCGCCACUUCCACAACGUCUUGCGGCAUGACGCCGAGGCCAUCAAAGCCGGCGUACGGUCUUUCGACUUCUUCACCAUCAACUUCAACGAGGAUCUCUCUGCGUUCCACGGCCAGACGCUACUGGAUCAAGCCGAAUACGUCAAUGAAGCUAUUGCCUACAUCCUCUCCUUGUAUGUCGACAGCAACCGCCUCCGUCGCGACUCGCAAUUGCCGGACCCGAGCUCUGUUAUCCUCAUUGGGCAUUCGAUGGGUGGGAUUGUCGCACGCACUGUCCUUGCGACUCCAAAAUACCAGGCAAAUUCAGUCAAUACCAUUAUCACCAUGUCUACGCCUCAUGCACGACCACCGGUCUCCUUUGACGCAGACGUUGUGUCACUGUACCAACAAGUCAACGAGUACUGGCGAGAAGCCUACCUGCAGCGCUGGGCCAGCAAUAAUCCUUUAUGGCAUACAACCCUAAUAUCUAUCGCCGGAGGAGGUCGAGACACCACCGUGCCUUCCGACUACACGAAUAUUGCCUCUCUGGUUCCCGAAAGCCAUGGUUUCACGGUCUUCAGUUCCACCAUCCCCGGUGUCUGGACUUCGAUGGAUCAUCUCGCGAUUACUUGGGCGGAUCAAAUGCGAAAGGUCAUUAUUAGAUCUUUGUACGAUGUGGUUGAUGUUCGCCGAGCGGCACAGACCAAGCCACGAUCAGAGCGCAUGAAAGUCUUCCGGAAGUGGUUUUUGACGGGCCUAGAGAAUAAUGCACCAAAGAACAUGCGUGAUGCGCCACACGAAGUCCUUCUCACGCUUGGUGAUGGGACAAGGUCAGCCGUGGCCAAGGAGGACAACGUUACUAUGCGGCAAUUUGGGUUGAAUGACCAUAUGUCCGCAGUCUUGCUCCCGAUUCCCUCCGUGGACAAUACUACCUCGAAGUUCUUCUCACUCCUGACGGAUCAACAGAUGGAUGCCCAAGGUGGCUUUGACAAAAUGGAAGUAUUGUUCUGCAGCGCCUUUCCACUCGCUGGAGGGUUCACUUCAACGCCAUUGCCCAUUCAAUUCGAUCUCUCGCCUGGCGAUCCUAGCGCAACGAGACUUGCUUGUAAGAGACCAGCCGGAGAUGGCAUCCGACUGCCUGCUUCGACAAGGCUGUCUCAAUUUCCGUUCGAGCAACAGCCGCCGUUCACCUUUUUGAACUACGAUUUGAGAGAUCUCCAAGACCACCAAUUUGCUGCGAUAAUCGACAAAUCUGCGGAAAGGAAUCAUGGCUGGGCGCAUGCAGAAAUUGUCUCUGCCUCAGACUCUGUGGUAGCGUCUGAUGUGAGCCUGCCGAUGCUCUUGCUUCGGGGGUUGAGUCUGGAACUCCCUUCUAGCCGUCCUUUAGUGACAGAAAUUCGGGUGCCAUCCAUUCGAUCGAGCCUACUGGCGUAUACGCUCCAAAUUCGCCAGCACGGAUGCAGGACCGACACAGAACUUUUCACGCCCUUGUUGAGGCAGCACAUCGACAGUCCGUACGAGUCGAAGUACUUUGUCAACUUUAAACAAGGAGAUGUCAACCUUCAUGGGGUCGCUCCAUUUAUGCCACCUACACUCGAUGGCCGGGAGUCGAAGGCAGGAGUGGCUUUCCAGAUCUGGUCCGAUCCGACCUGCAAUUCUUCCUUAGAGAUCCGCCUGCGGGCGGACCCUGUCGGAAGCCUCGGCAAGCUUGUGAUCAGAUACCGCACAGUCUUUGCAGUCUUUCCUCUCCUGGUCGUGGCAAUGGUCUUGCGGAAGCAAUUUCGAGUUUACGACAACUCCGGGAUCUUUAUCUCGUUCUCCGAAAGCCUCGACCAGAGUUUGAGGCUGCCACUCCCUGUGUUGAUGCUAUCAAUGACGUUCUUUGCUACUGCGUUUACCACAGCAAGCUCAGCAAAUAUCGUAUCGAGCAGUUAUACUCAAACCAACGGGACGGCAGUCGAUUUUACCCAGAACGACCUUCUUUUGGGUUCUCAGGACACAUUCUUCUGGUUUCUCGUCCCUCUAGCAGGCCUGCUUAGUGUCGGCGCCUGCGUUUUAGUCAACUACGCGGUCUUGGGACUACUUCACUUCAUUGUCAUCCUAUCAAAUUUCAUAUCACAACGCUACUUGAAAGCUGACGACGGUGAAAAGGGGAUGGCUUCUGCCUUCGUUGCAAGUACGCCCCGUCGUCGCGCGAUCAACACUGCCGUCCUCCUGUUCCUCGUUGCGACCAUCAUUCCUUAUCCAUUUGCCUACGUUGUGGCCUGCAUUGUACAACUUUUUACCUGCGCACGGGCGUUGCGCCACGCCAAAGAUUCAAGAUCUGGGCCGGCGCAUAAUUUCUUCAACUACACAUACUCGAUACUGAUUUUAAUGCUCUGGGUCCUGCCGAUUAAUGUUCCGGUCCUGGUUGUUUGGGUCCAUAAUUUGGCGGUGCACUGGCUGACACCGUUCUCCUCACAUCACAACGUGUUGUCAAUAAUGCCCUUUAUCCUUUUGGUGGAAACUCUGUCAAGUGGGAAGAUGGUGCCAUCUGUCCGGUCAUUCAGAUGGGCAACCAACCUGUUGUUUUUUGUCCUGGCUGUCUAUGCGGCGUUGUACGGCAUGACUUACGCGUACAGAUUACAUUACAUUGCGAACAUCAUUGCGUUGUGGCUCGUCUUGCUUCAUUUCUCAACCUACCAGAAACGGAUUCCUACCUAG